CGGUUUAUGAUUGGUCAGUCCUCGUGCACAUGUGCAGAUUAUCCUUACUCUUUCCUUACUCUCAGAAGAACGGUUCAGAGUGCAAAUGGUUUCUUUGUUGCUAAUCUGUGGGGAAUAUCUACAAGAAAGUAGCAAUGGGUCCUGAGAAAUGUCGCUAGGUUUGUCGCUGGGCGCUUUUUGGGGAAAAAAUAGUCGCGGGGUGUGUGUGUGUGUGUGUGUGUGUGUGUGUGUGUGUGUCAAAAAGUCGUUAGGAACAGUGUCAAAGUCGCUGAGUUGGCAAAAGAGUUUUGAGGUCUACGCAUGCGCACGGCACGCCUGCGAGGGGAAGGCUACGGAAGCCGUCGCGUAACGAGUUUGUUGGUAAACUUCCUGAAAAUGGUCAGCUGGGAAAAGUUGGCCGCUGCUUUGAGGAAUGUCUUGAGGAGCCCUCGGGUAAUGAAAAGUGUGGUGAGAUACCGCGCUGUCAGCCCUGCUGUUUUAGGUUCCGUACUCGGAUUGGGAUUCGUCUGUUAUCACCAUUAUCAUGCUAACAACAGGACUCUGCCCUUCGCUUCUGUUCAUGCUGUGGAAGAAAAAGAAACCACAGCCCCCCCAUUAUCUGCCAGAAAGAUGCGAUUCAACCAGUUUGCAUCAGUGGUGUAUGAACUGGAGCCCUACAUGACUCCCAGAGACUUCCUGUUCUCCGUCAUGCUGGAGCAAGUGGAUCGAAAGCUACAGAAACGAGUUUUAACUCCACGGGAAGUGAACAGCAUGUUGGUAGCUGCGUCUAAGGCUCGGCCCAGCAGUGAGUUGUUCAGACACCUGGGAGACAAAGGUCUGAUUUCCUACACAGAGUAUCUGUUCCUGCUGACCAUCCUAACCAAACCACGAACAGGAUUCCAGAUAGCCUUCAAAAUGCUGGAUGUGGACGGCAAUGAGCAAGUGGACAAAAAAGAAUUUCUGAAGCUCAAGAAAAUCCUUGGCAAAAGUAAAAUGAGGGCUCCUAUGGAUGCUGAGGAGACACCAGCGGAUGAGGCAGAGGGCGUAAACACAACACUACAGGCUUACUUCUUUGGGAAGAACGGGGACCUCAAGCUGCAGUUUCAGGAUUUUAACAGGUUCAUGGAAGACCUGCAGGCUGAGGUCCAGGAAAUUGAGUUCUUACAGUUUUCCAGAGGCAUGGACACCAUGAGAAGAGAAGACUUUGCAGAGUGGCUGCUUCACUACACCAACGAAGAAGACAAUGAAGUGUACUGGGACAACAUGAGGAAGAAGAUCCCGUCUGGUCAGAGCAUCUCAUUUGAGGAGUUCAAAGCCUUCUGUCUGUUUACCAACAACCUGGAGGAUUUUGCCUUUUCCAUGAAGAUGGUGACGGAGUCCAAUCGUCCUGUGGGAUUGGCUGAAUUCAAGCGAGCAGUGAAGAUUGCCACAGGCCAUGAGCUCUCAGACAACGUUCUAGACACAGUGUUUAAGCUCUUCGACAUGGAUGGAGACAACUGCCUGAGCCAGAAGGAGUUCAUGGGAGUGAUGACAGACAGAGUGCUGCGUGGCCUGAAGGUGCAGCCUCAGACCGGCAUCUCUGGCUACUGGAGGUGUGUGAAGAGAGAGACCCUGAAGGGCGCUCAGGAGGCCCUGGGUUCUGACAGGUGCCCCAUCUGAACCACUAUGAUCACCCAGUUUAAAGUUGUGUGACUGACACCACAUAGAGGAAUACUUCUACCACUAAUCUGAUUAUGAUGUCCAAGUCUGGUUGUGCGGUUUACAUCUUUUUUGUUGUCACUAUUUUAAUGACUUGUUUCUAUUCAGUGUGCAUAAACUAUCAGGUUUACAGCUGAAGCUCAGGCCUGUUAUCCUUAUGCGGGACUAAAAAGGGUUCAUGAUAGCUGGGAUCACACAUUUUGGAUCUGCCACUGUAACCAUCUUUCUGCUGUAAAUCUGAUGAAUUGAGUACUAGUUUACCUAAAGGAGGAGAUGGCAGGUUAACAGCUGAGUGGGCCGGUGUGAUGCUUGGUGUUUGGUUUUCUAUGUUUCUGCCAAAAUCAUAAAAUAAAAGGAUUUAAAAGAAAA
Messenger RNA from Nothobranchius furzeri (turquoise killifish), 2046 nucleotides. It is a transcript of the gene micu2, whose product is annotated as mitochondrial calcium uptake 2. Lineage: Eukaryota; Metazoa; Chordata; Actinopteri; Cyprinodontiformes; Nothobranchiidae. Gene Ontology annotation, molecular function: calcium ion binding. Gene Ontology annotation, biological process: mitochondrial calcium ion homeostasis; calcium import into the mitochondrion. The record is from RefSeq and is a predicted model, not a curated record. Gene Ontology annotation, cellular component: uniplex complex.